AUGUCCCUCCGCCUGUUCGCCUUCUGCGCAUUCUACCGCUUCGUACUUGGGUCCAUGAAAGCUCGGGAGAUUCAGUUCUUGCAGCCGCCUACUCUCAAGACUUAUGAGACUUGGAUCGAGAAGAAGCGCCUGGUUAACCCACGGCUUGCUGAAAAGCUGAAGCGAGAUGUUGAGAUGCUUCCGGCGAAUGACGGCUCAAUCAUGUGGCUCGGCAACCGCAAGAAAGCCAAGAAAUUCGUGCUCUUCUUCCACGGGGGCGGCUACGUCGUGCCGCUACUGCCUGGCCACGUCGAGUGGUGCUGGGAGGCAUACAUUGCCGGCGGCCCAGGUGAGAAAACGGAAGUGGCGGUGGCUAUCCUGCAGUACACUCUCGUACCCAAAGCGCGGUAUCCCACACAGCUCCGUCAGGGUAUCGCUGCUCUCAAUCACCUGCUUCAAUCUGGCGUCAGGCCAGACAAUCUCAUCAUCGGUGGUGACUCGGCGGGAGGCAACUUGGCUCUCUUGGUCGCCCGCCACCUUUGUCUCCCUGCACAGCUGGAUAUCGCACCAUUCAGCCUCAGUGGACGCCUCGCCGGCGUGUUUCUCGUUUCACCGUGGCUCACAAGCAAGACUACAACGCGUUCCUUUCAAGAGAACAAUUUUGUGGAUAUGCUCACCACGACAUGCAUGCACGGUGCCACGGCGGAGCUGCUUCAUCCCCGUUUCCCUGUCAAGAACAAGUCCGACGAGAGCGAUCUGGCCUUGGCUAUGCCCAUGGAUGGAGAUCUCGGAUGGGUCAAUGACAUCUCCAACGCGACGAAGAGUUUGUACAUUACUGGAGGUCAGCAGGAGGCAUUCAGGGAUGAUAUUCAGUCGUUUUCGGAGUACGUCAGCUGCAGUCAGAACGAUUUAGAUCUACUUGUUGAGUUACCAGAGCAUGAGGGGCAUGAUUUCAUCUUACUAGAAGGAAACAUUAGGCGCGUUGGGGAUGCGACCAAGAGAAUGAGAAAUUGGGCUGCUGCGCAACUUAGUUAG
Messenger RNA from Colletotrichum chrysophilum, 1014 nucleotides. RefSeq lists its product as uncharacterized. The record is from RefSeq and is a predicted model, not a curated record. Gene Ontology annotation, molecular function: hydrolase activity. NCBI's taxonomy places the organism in Eukaryota, Fungi, Ascomycota, Sordariomycetes, Glomerellales, Glomerellaceae. The transcript has a single exon. Bases 1 to 1014 code for a protein of 337 amino acids.